Ornithodoros turicata is the source of this 1583-nucleotide messenger RNA. RefSeq lists its product as uncharacterized. The transcript has 2 exons. NCBI's taxonomy places the organism in Eukaryota, Metazoa, Arthropoda, Arachnida, Ixodida, Argasidae. The record is from RefSeq and is a predicted model, not a curated record. The coding region runs from base 14 to 1186 and encodes 390 amino acids.
GUGAAGGCUAGAAAUGGAUAUCGAAGCGGCGGCGGACUUUGCGAGACAGACCGAGGGACAGCUGCUUGCAAAUAUGUUCACGAUGGCUUCCGUAAUGUUCCACGGUGUACCCAGAUUUCGGCGGCAGCAAUGGGCAUUCGAGCGAAACGAGCGCUGGUUUGAAGAAACACUGCCAUAUUUAGGACACAAGCACUUCAAGCAGGCUUUUCGCGUUUCCCCGGCCACAUUCAGGUACCUCUUGGAGUCUCUUCAAAGUAUCGAGCGCCAAGACACAAACAUGCGAAAUGCUAUUUCGCUUGAAAAGCGUGUGGCAGUCGGACUGUACCGUCUCUGUUCAAGUGCAGAGGAUAGGACUAUCGCACAUCUGUUCGCAAUAGGCCGUUCAACUGUGAACGCGAUUUUUAAGGACUUCUGUGAUGCUGUCAUCCUCCACCUUGAACAGCAAUGGAUCUGUAUGGUGCGCCGUAACGAAAUGGAAUCACACAUGCGAGAGUUCCACGCCGUCACUGGCUUCCCCCAAGCUAUCAGAGCUCUUGGUGGCUGCCACUUACCUGUCUCCCCACCAAAGCUCCAUGCCACAGACUACUAUAACUAUAAAGGAUGGUACAGUAUCAUACUUCUGGCACUCGUAGAUCAUCAGUACAAAUUCAAGUACAUCAACGUUGGAAGUCCUGGAAGAUGUCAUGACGCCCAUGUUUAUGGGAGAUCAAGACUUCGUUCAUUGGUCGAUGGUGAUCACUUCCAGUCACCUGUCGUCACCAUAGAGGGAACCUUCAUUCCACCAAUUAUAUUGUGUGACCAGGCGUUCCCCCUCACGUCAAACUUGCUGAAGCCAUUUGCCAAUGCACCAAAAGGAACUCCGCAAGCAUCUUUCAAUUAUAACCUAUCGAAAACAAGAAGAAUUGUAGAAAAUGCUUUUGGGAGGGUCAAGGCCCGGUUCAGGCAUGUGAUGAAGAGGAUGGAGUGCAACACAACACUAGCAAAGCGUUCCAUCAGAACUGCUUGUACGCUGCACAACAUCUGUGAGACAUUAAGUGACACAGUUGAAGUUCAGUGGGAACAAGACGCACACGCACUCGAUAUGGUGUACGCUCAGCCAUCUCGUGGUACCGAUGUGUGCCACGGUGGCGGGCAAGCAGUAAGAAAUGCCCUUGCCGCAUACUUUUGGAAAAAGUACCAGUCAUAGGUACCAGUUCCAUCGAACUGAUCUCUCGAUGUUUCACUCAUAGUAGGGGACAGAGAGACACGGAACAAGAAGGACGGACGACAAAUCCUCAGACUCAACAAAAGGUUUAUUAAGACAAAAGGACGGAUUACUAAUCACAUUGCCACGUGUGAAUAUCUCAACGGACUGUCACAGUAACCUCCAUUGUUUAUCCCUUUCAACCACAAGUAAACUGGUGUCAUGGAACAACCGAGCACUCGGACAGAUGAACAACCAACUCUGAGAACACUCUUGUGAUGUCAAAAAAAAAAAAAAAAUAUGUUCUCUGAGUUGGAAGUUCAUCUCAAAUAAUGCAGUGGGUGUGCCCUGUUGUUUCAUGAGACCAGUGUACUAGUGGUUGACAUGGAUAAAAGACUGA